UCAGUAAAAACUCUACUCGAAAAAUUAGAAGACGCCACAAUGUCAGAGAACGGACUACAUGCUGUUGGUAUUUGGGCAUUACAUGGCUACUUAGUUCCAACGACAAAAAUUAUCAAAAAGGAUGUGACGGGGAAAAAAACAACCACCAAAUUCACCAUAAAAGAGUCACAGGAAUCUGUGAUUUUUGUCGGCGAUAAUCUGAUUGAAGUCGAAGAUAGAAUCAAUCAUCUCAAGCGAACCAAGCAAUCACUUCAACCAUCAAUAUACCGUAUUGAACUAGAUACGGAAAUUUUGGAGUUCAUAAGAAAGACGGACUUCCUUCAAGAAUACGGAUCCCCUGCACAUUCCACACUUCUAGUGAGAAACUGGCUUGACGUUCUCUUCCCGAACAAGUGGAUCGGACGCUAUGGACCAAUACCUUGGCCUGCACGGGUACCCGACAUGUCCCCAUUAGAUUAUUUCUUGUAG
This is a messenger RNA of Anoplophora glabripennis (Asian longhorned beetle), 468 nucleotides long. RefSeq lists its product as uncharacterized. Bases 40 to 468 code for a protein of 142 amino acids. The record is from RefSeq and is a predicted model, not a curated record. NCBI's taxonomy places the organism in Eukaryota, Metazoa, Arthropoda, Insecta, Coleoptera, Cerambycidae. Gene Ontology annotation, molecular function: nucleic acid binding. The transcript has 3 exons.